Molecule: messenger RNA, 589 nt
Organism: Periophthalmus magnuspinnatus
Lineage: Eukaryota; Metazoa; Chordata; Actinopteri; Gobiiformes; Gobiidae
Gene: lgals2b
Product: lectin, galactoside-binding, soluble, 2b
Exons: 4
Coding region: 137-532 (131 amino acids)
Molecular function (GO): galactoside binding; laminin binding; carbohydrate binding
Source: RefSeq, a predicted model, not a curated record
UUAAAACCACUUUUUUAUUUUGUAGAAAGUUUAUGACUUCCUAGACUGAAGUCAUGUGACCUGCUGCAGUUAUAAAGGCUGAGGCCUGAGUCCAGUCUCUGUCUCUGCAGCGAAAACCACACGGACUGAAGCCAACAUGAAAGUCAAGGACAUGGCGUUUAAGGAGGGGCAGGAGUUAAAGAUCCGCGUCAAACCCAGUGACGACUGCUGCUCUUUUUCCAUAAACAUCGGUCACGACCCAGAGAACAUCGCGUUGCACUUUAACCCGCGCUUCGAGGUCGGUGGAGACACCAACAUCAUCGUCUUUAACUCCAAGUCUGGGGGCUGCUGGGGGGAGGAGCACCGCAACAUGGUCUUCCCCUUCUGCAGAGGCGAGGAGUGCAAGUUCUACAUAAACUUUAACAUGGAGAGUUUCUACAUCAGACUCUGUGACGGGUCCAUGAUGGACUUCCCAAACCGACUUGGAGAUGUGAAAUACAAGUACUUUGAUGUGUCCGGAGACGCUCGCAUCAUUGGCUUGAAAAUCAAAUAGUCCAGACAAGAAACAUCUGCAACACUUUUUCAUAAAUAAUAAAGUUUGUUAAAGCCA